AUGGCAUUGUCACUUCACGUGGCACAAAUGGUAGUGCAGCACGUACUGGAUCAGGCAGCGCUGGGAGGCGCCACGAGCGCGUGGCUUGGAGCCAUGCAGCAGCACUUUGCAGCAGCGGCCGAAAUGACGGCGGCUCUCGAACGGACCGAUGCACACGGCGUUGCAACAGCAAUUCGCAGGCUACAUGGCAUGACACAAACGGGAUAUGAGAAGACGCUACUGACUACGUUGCAACAGGCGGUGCAGAUCUUGCUCCAGUCGCCGCUUGCACUUUUGACUGGAGAUACCACGCCAGUUCCAUUAGUAACGAUCAAGCAGGAAGGUUCAACACAGGAAUCAGAAGUAGCAUCAAUAAUGGCAGAAAACAGAGCAGUAAAGCAGAAGGGAAAAGAUUCUAGCAUUCACGAGGCAGAGGCGGCGCAGGCGCUUACAGGACUGCGAGCUGUAGCUUCUAGCGCCACGACAACGACGAUGUCAACUGCGACGACAAGUGCGCAUGCCACUACGGCUUCGUCCACACGGCCGCCGGCUGUACCAAAGUCGUCUCCUAUGGUAUCACAAGCUCCUCUUCCGUCGAUCACGCUCGGAUCACCGUUGACCAUUACUGCACCACCAAUGCAACUGAGCAGUCCCCAUUUUGAUUCAUCAGAGCUGUUUGCCAACAGUACUGCUCGGUCUCCUGGGAAUCCUUCAUCGUUACCGAGUCUCUUUGCGCGGAGUCUGCUGGCGCCGUUGGCAUCUCCGUCCAACGUGGCGGACCCUGGAGACCGGUUGGCUCUAGGUGUGGCUGGAAUGGGUUACCACAAUCCUAUGAUUGUUACGGACCAACGCAUGUCACUGGGUUCUACCAUUCGACCAGAUACUUCACCGGCAUCUCUCACUCCAAUGUACUACUCAUCCUUCCCGGUGACUUCUAAUAGCGUUAGUACUGGCAAUGCUGCUACAAACCGACAGACAUCAACAUCUUCCGUCAAGCGCAAGAGCAUUACGUCGAAGCAGCUUAGUGUAAGGUGCGAUGCCGAAGUUGCGGCUGCUCGUGCCGCCGCGUCUACAGCGGUAGCAGCAGAUAUGAGUGGACUGACACCGCUGGGUCCAAUAUCUGUGCCUGGUACGCCCAAUACGCCUGCAACUCGCAAAGCUACUCCUCGUCGUUGGACCAAAGAAGAAGAUGACGCACUGCGCUCCGCUGUCGAAAGCCAUCGCGAGAAAAACUGGAAGGCUAUUGCCGCUCAAGUGCCUGGUCGCAACCACACACAGUGUCUUCAGCGGUGGACUAAAGUGCUGGCGCCAGGCCUCGUGAAGGGCCAUUGGUCUUCACAUGAGGAUGAGCUUUUACGACGUCUUGUGGCAACGGAGCAGAAGAACUGGGGCGAUGUAGCCUCAAAGAUUCCGGGUCGCACAUCGAAACAAUGCCGAGAACGCUGGCAUAACCAUUUGGACCCGCAGAUCGUGCGGGGCGCGUACUCACCUGAAGAAGACCGGCUGAUCCUAGAGGCGCAAGCGCGACUGGGCAAUCGUUGGUCUGUUAUUGCAGCAAUGCUACCGGGACGAACUGAAGAUGCUGUCAAGAUUCGCUGGAAGUCGCACUGUCGCGUGUGGCGAGCGCGAAAGUAUCUGCGGAAGAACCCGAACAGCGAUGUGGAUAUGUUAAGUGAGCCGGCGCAAACGCCAAGAACACCAUUAGUGCCUUCCACUGGAGACUUUAAGUGGCCGGUACCACUUUUGAGUGGCAAAUCAAAAGAGCAAGAAUUGAGCGCCGAAACUGUUGGCGAAGACAUUAUACGAUUGGCUGACAAUAAAACCACUUUGAUUCGAAUGACGAUCUCAUCUCUAGAAUUUGCGUUACAGGCGACAUACCUCGACAGCUCUGUCGACCGUGCAAGUCUCGCUGUUCUCCGUGAAAUUGGGGUCUCCAUUGCCAAAUUUACGUCUAGCUCUAUAUUACAAAGCAACGUCGAAUCUGCGGUGGAUGUGACAGCCGACGAGGAGCUUCAGAACGAGCAUUCAAGUGCCACCGACAUUGUCUAUAAGGUCGUCACAGGCCGCGUGUUUUUAGACGUACGCGACUCGGCCGACUGCUGGGUGCGCUGUGCUUUAACAGAGGGCAUCAAAGUUUCGUUAGGCAUUGGCACGCUACGCCGCUUCGUGCCCAUUGUUGGCAACGCUGUGCAAGUCCUGGAAAAGAGCAAUGGAACACGACGUCUUCUGGCUCGCUACGCUCGACCGGCGGACGCUGCUAGUCAUUCAAUGCAGGUAGGUGCCAAUAAAAGCCGUGAGCUCGUGUGUGAGCUGUGCCAUCUGUUUUACACGAUGGAGUGGAUGACUGGCACUGGUGGCGCCAUGAGUCUUCGUUACGGGGAACGCAUCUACGUGACUCCGUCGGGUGUCCCCAAGGAGCGUCUGCAGCCGGAGGAUCUGUACGUGCUAGACUUGGACGGCAAUAUUCUCUCGAGCCCGAUGACUAAGAAAACUCUUAAGCUUUCGGACUGCGCGCCUCUAUUUUUAAUCGCACACAAGAUUCACAAGGCUGCCGUAGUGAUACACAGCCACGGCAUCACAUGCAACUUGGCUACUGCGCUUUGUGAUGGUAAGAGUGAGCUUUGCAUCUCGUACCAGGAAAUGAUCAAGGGCAUUGCCGGUCAUGGGUACGCAGAUACGCUGGUCGUUCCUAUAAUCGACAACGCGCCGAAGGAGUCAGCGCUGGCUGAACCGAUUGCUCGUACCAUGAAGGCGUAUCCUGAUACACCUGCUGUGUUAGUUCGUCGUCACGGCCUCUUCGUAUGGGGUGACUCGUGGAAAGCUGCCAAACGCCAUGCUGAGUGCCUCCACUACCUGUUUGAGACUGUAAUCGAGAUCGAGCUUAGCAUGGCCGAAAAACACAAGGUGGUUAUGCUGGAUAUUGAAGGAACGACGACGCCAAUUACUUUCGUCCAUGAUAUUUUGUUUCCAUAUGUGGUGAACCAUAUUGCUCGCUUCUUGGAGCAAACGUGGGAUUUGCCCGACACGAAAGCGGAUGUGGCGGCUUUGAUGGACCAGCAUAAGAAGGACCAGGUCGAUGGAGCAAGCCCCCCGACACUGGAUGAGCAACACGGCAAGGAGAAGCUCAUCGAUAGUCUCGCCGCUUACGUGAAGUGGAACGUUGUGGCAGACCGCAAAAUUGGAUCUCUCAAACAAUUGCAAGGCCAUAUGUGGCUUCAAGGCUACGAAAACGGUGAGCUCAAGGCACUUGUGUACGAUGAUGUUCCUCCGUGUCUUAAGCGUCUGCGCGCCCGUGGUGUGCGGAUCGGUAUCUACUCAUCCGGCUCACGCCAGGCCCAGAAGCUGCUUUUUCAAUAUUCAGACAAAGGCGAUUUGCGCGAGUACGUGACCGUCUACUUCGAUACGAAGAUUGGCCAUAAACGUGAAGUUGGAAGUUACAAGGAAAUUGUUGAGAAUUUUGGUGUCGACAAUGCCAAGGAUGUGCUCUUUGUCACGGACGUGAUCGAAGAGGCUCAGGCGGCUGAAGAGGCUGGACUUGACACUGUGUUGUCGGUGCGUCCGGGGAACACGCCACUGCCAAAGUCCCACCACUUUCCCACAAUUUGCUCCUUUAGUGAGCUGUAA
Molecule: messenger RNA, 3603 nt
Organism: Peronospora belbahrii
Lineage: Eukaryota; Oomycota; Peronosporomycetes; Peronosporales; Peronosporaceae
Source: the annotation of a GenBank genome assembly